GUCAUCCCCGGGCACGAUGCCCGCUCAGUGGAGUCCCUGUGCUGGGCGGCCGGCGAGCGGCUCUUCGGGGCCGGUCUGAGCGGGGAAAUCAUCGAGUACGACCUGGCCCGGCUCUGUGCUGCCCGCCCCGUGGACGGCUGUGGGGGGCCCAUCUGGAGCAUGGCGGCCAACAGCAGCGGCACGCAGCUGGCGAUUGGCUGCGAGGACGGCUCCGUUAAACUCUUCCAAGUUGUGCUGGGGGGGAUCCAGUUCGAGCGGAACCUGGACAGGCGGAAAGGCCGCAUCCUGUGCCUCUCCUGGCACCCCUCGGACACGCACAUCGCGGCCGGCUCCAUCGACAUCCUCCGCGUGUUCGACGUCUCCUCAGGCCAAACGGUGCAGCGGAUCAUGGUGAACUACCAGGUGCAGAAGGUGAUGCGGGAGUGCGUUGUGUGGAGCAUCGCCUUCCUCUCCAGCGGCACCGUCGUCACCUCGGACUCCUUCGGGAGGGUGCAGUUCUGGGACUGGGAGCGAGGGACGCUGGAGGAGUCCCACACCGUCAGCACCUCGCCGGUUCUCUCACUGGCUGUGUCUGAGAAGGAGGACAGCAUCAUUGUGGGCACCUCGACGGGGGCCACCUACCAGUUCCAGCUGCUGCCGGUGAAGGUGGGCAGCCUGGAGAAGCGCUGGGUGCGGACGAAGCCCUUCCAGCACCACACUCAUGACGUGCGAGCCGUGGCACACAGCCCGACGGCGCUCAUCUCCGGGGGCCUGGACGCCCAGCUGGUGAUCCGCCCACUGAUGGAGAAGAUGCAGAAGAAGGGCUAUGAUGCUGUGCUCCGCAAAUUCACCUUCCCUCACCGCCGCCUUGUCUCCUGCGCCAGGAAAGCCCGCCUGCUCCUCUUCCAGUUCUCCCAGCACCUCGAGCUCUGGAGACUGGGCUCCACCGAAGGGACCGGAAAGGACGGCGAGGUCCUUCCCCUGUGCCGCAUGCCCGAGCACCUCCUGCAGCUCAAGAGCAAGGGUCCAGAGCACAUCUACUGCAGCUGCGUCUCGCCCUGUGGCAGCUGGGUUGCCUACUCCACCGCCUCCCGCUUCCUCCUCUACCGGGUACAACACGAGGGCAACAGCAUCAGCGUCAGGAAGGUCCCCAAAGUGCCCAAGCUGCUGCUCCCAGCCUUCCAGCUCCAAUUCUCCUCCGACUCCGGCAAACUCUUCGUCGCCUCUGCUCGAGGCUCCGUCCACGUCCUCCAGCUGCUGGAGCCGGGGGGCUGCAAGCACCUGCACACAUUACGGCCACCCUCAGGGACCCCUGAGGCCGUUUACCUGCUGGCACCGAGCACUGACGGGCGCUGGGUGGCUGCGGUUAGCGGGGACUGGGUAAUCCACGUCUACAACCUGAAGUGCUCCAAGCAUCACUGCACGGUGCCCAGCUACAGCUGCGCGGUGAGCGCCAUCGCCAUCCACCCCGUCACCAACAACCUGGUUAUUGCCUACGCCGACCAGCAGCUAUUUGAGUUCAGCAUCCCUGAGAAGCAGUACACGGCCUGGAGCCGCACGGUGCAGAACUGCGGGCUGCACAAGGGCUGGCUGGAGAGAGACUCUCCCAUCACCCACAUCGCCUUCAACCCCAAGAACCCCUCGCACAUCCUCCUCCACGACCUCUACAUGUUCUGCAUCCUCGACAAAUCCCUGCCCCUGCCAGACAACAACACCCUCCUGAUGAACCAGAGCACCCUGAAGCAGCUCCCAGAGACGGCCAGGCAGCGGCAGCUCCACGCCUUCAAGAUCUGCAAGAAGUUCCAGCCCCUGCUCUUUGCGGAUCUGCUGGACGGGAACCGCCUGGUGAUGGUGGAGCGGCCCAUCAUGGAUGUCAAGACCCAGCUCCCCCUCCCCGUCCAACAGAAGAAAUUUGGCACCUGA
Mesitornis unicolor (brown roatelo) is the source of this 1902-nucleotide messenger RNA. RefSeq names its product cirrhosis, autosomal recessive 1A (cirhin) (gene UTP4). Gene Ontology annotation, biological process: maturation of SSU-rRNA from tricistronic rRNA transcript (SSU-rRNA, 5.8S rRNA, LSU-rRNA). The transcript is spliced from 16 exons. Gene Ontology annotation, cellular component: small-subunit processome; t-UTP complex; 90S preribosome. Gene Ontology annotation, molecular function: protein binding; RNA binding. The annotation marks the transcript as partial. Lineage: Eukaryota; Metazoa; Chordata; Aves; Mesitornithiformes; Mesitornithidae. The record is from RefSeq and is a predicted model, not a curated record.